AUGUUUCCUUUAAUUCAUUCAUUUUCAAUUUUUUAUUCUUAUGUUUUCUCCUUCAGCUACAAUUCUUGUUUAUUCCUCAUUUAUUUUUAUUUUUUGCAAUGUCGACAUUCUUCCUCGCUUUACUUCUUUUUUUUAUUUCUGUAUUUGUUUCAUUCAUUUUUUUCAUUCCAUAUUUAUUUAAUUUCUCAACUAUACUUCUUUCUUUCUUUCUUUCUUUCUUGCUUUCUUUCUUUCUUUCUACAUUCGUUUCAUUCCUACACUGUAUUUUUUUUCAAUCUUUUUCUUUCUUUAUUUCUUUCUUUCAUUCGACAUACAUUUCAAUCUAUAACUACCUUUAAUUUAUUCAUUUUCUUUCUUUUAUUCUUUCCACAUGUAUUUCAUUCCUCGGCAUUCAAUCUUUUUCUUUCAUUCCACAUUUAUUUCAUUUCUCCACUAUACUUAUUUCAUUAUUUUUUCUCUUUCUGUUUUUCUUUCUUUUGUCCUUUAUUUAUUUUUCCUUUCAUUCUUUCUUUCAUUCUUUCUUUCUUUCUUUCUUUCUUUCUUACUUUCUUUCUUUCUUUCUUUCUUUCUUUCUUACUUACUUUCUUUCUUUCUUUUUUCUUCACACAUUCAGUUCAUUCCUCCACUAUAUUAUUUCUUUCUUUCUUUCUUUCUUUCUUUCUUUCUUUCUUCAUCCCUUUCUUUCUUUCUUUCUUUCUUUCUUUCUUUCUUUCUUUCUUUCUUUUUUCUUCACACAUUCAGUUCAUUUCAUCCACUAUAUUAUUUUUCUUUCUUUCUUUCUUUUCUUCAUCCCUUUCUUUCUUUCUUUCUUUCUUUCUUUCUUUCUUUCUUUCUUUCUUCACAUUCAGUUCAUUUCCUCCACUUUCUUUCUUUCUUUCUUUCUUUCUUUCUUUCUUUCUUCAUCCCUUCUUUCUUUCUUUCUUUCUUUCUUUCUUUCUUUCUUCACAUUUUCAUUUCCACUAUAUUAUUUCUUUCUUUUCUUUCUUUUUUUCUUUCUUUUCUUUCUUUCUUUCUUUCUUUUUCUUUCUUCACAUUCAGUUCAUUUCCUCCACUAUAUUAUUUCUUUCUUUCUUUCUUUCUUUCCCUUUCUUUCUUUCUUUCUUUUCAUCCCUUUCUUUCUUUCUUUCUUUCUUUCUUUCUUUCUUUCUUCACAUUCAGUUCAUUCCUCCACUAUAUUAUUUCUUUUCUUUCUUUCUUUCUUCCUUCCUUCCUUUCUUUCUUUCUUUCUUUCUUUCUUUCUUUCUUUCUUUCUUUCUUCACACAUUCAGUUCAUUCCUCCACUAUAUUAUUUCUUUCUUUCUUUCUUUCUUCAUCCCUUUCUUUCUUUCUUUCUUUCUUUCUUUCUUUCUUUCUUUCUUUCUUUCUUUCUUCACACAUUCAGUUCAUUCCUCCACUAUAUUAUUUCUUUCUUUCUUUCUUUCUUCAUCCCUUUCUUUCUUUCUUUCUUUCUUUCUUUCUUUCUUUCUUUCUUUCUUUCUUUCUUUCUUUCUUUCUUUCUCUCUUUCUUCACACAUUCAGUUCAUUCCUCCACUAUAUUAUUUCUUUCGUUCUUUCUUUCUUUCUUUCUUUCUUUCUUUCUUUCUUUCUCCCUUUCUUUCUUUCUUUCUUUCUUUCUUUCUUUCUUUCUUUCUUUCUUUCUUUCUUUCUUUCUUCACACAUUCAGUUCAUUCCUCCACUAUAUUAUUUCUUUCUUUCUUUCUUUCUUUCUUUCUUUCUUCCUUCCUUCCUUUCUUUCUUUCUUUCUUUCUUUCUUUCUUUCUUCACACAUUCAGUUCAUUCCUCCACUAUAUUAUUUCUUUCAUUUCUUUCUUUCUUUCUUUCUUUCUUUCUUUCUUUCUUCCUUCCUUUCUUUCUUUCUUUUUCUUUCUUUCUUUCUUUCUUUCUUUCACAUUCAGUUCAUUCCUCCACUAUAUUAUUUCUUUCUUUCUUUCUUCCUUCCUUCCUUUCUUUCUUUCUUUCUUUCUUUCUUUCUUUCUUUCUUUCUUUCUUUCUUUCUUUCUUCACACAUUCAGUUCAUUCCUCCACUAUAUUAUUUCUUUCUUUCUUUCUUUCUUUCUUUCUUCAUCCCUUUCUUUCUUUCUUUCUUUCUUUCUUUCUUUCUUUCUUUCUUCACACAUUCAGUUCAUUCCUCCACUAUAUUAUUUCUUUCUUUCUUUCUUUCUUUCUUCCUUCCUUUCUUUCUUUCUUUCUUUCUUUCUUUCUUUCUUUCUUCACACAUUCAUUAUUUCAUUCUUUCUUUCUUUCUUUCUUUCUUUCUUUCUUUCUUUCUUUCUUUCUUCUCAUUCACUUCUUUCUAUUUAUUUUCUUUUUACCCAUUCAUUAUUUCUUUCUUUCUUUCUUUCUUCAUCCCUUUUCUUUCUUUCUUUCUUUCUUUCUUUCUUUCUUUCUUUCUUCUCAUUCAUUCCAUUCCUCCAUUAUUAUUUCUUUCUUUCUUUAUUUUUUCAUCCCUUUCUUUCUUUUUUCUUUCUUUCUUUCUUUUUUCUUUCAUUUUCCAUCUAUAUUUUUUUUCUUUUUUCUUUUCUUCAUCUUUCUUUCUUUCUUUCUUUUCUUUCUUUUUCUUUCUUUCACAUUCAUUCCAUUCCUUUAUAUUAUUUCUUUUAUUUCAUUCAUUUUCUUUCUUUCUUUUUUCUUUAUAUCUUUCUUUAUUUCUUCUCAUUCAUUAUUCCUCCACUAUAUUAUUUCUUUCUUUCUUUCUUUCUUCAUUUCUUUUUCUUUCUUUCUUUCUUUUUCUUUCUUUCUUUCAUUUUCUUUCUUUCUUUCUUUUUCUUUUUUCUCACAUUCUUCCAUUUUCCACUAUAUUAUUUCUUUCUUUCUUUCUUUCUUUCUUUCUUUCUUUCUUUCUUUCUUUCUUUCUUUUUCUUUCUUCUCAUUCAUUUCAUUCCUCCACUAUAUUAUUUCUUUCAUUCUUUUUAUCCCCUUUCUUUUGUCUUCUUUCUUUCUUUCUUUCUUUCUCACAUUCAUUUCAUUCCUCGGAUAUAUUUAUUUCAUUAUUUUUCUUUAUUUCUUUAUUUAUUUCCACAUUCAUUUCAUUCAUGUUCUUCUCUCUUUUUCAGUUCGCUCUUUCAACGUCCCUUGUUUUUCUUUCUUUCCUGUUUCUUUCUUUCUUUCGUUAUUUCUUCCUUUCUUUUAUUAUUUCUUCCAUUCUUUCUUCUUUCUUUCUUUCUUUCUUUCUUCCAUUCUUCCAUUUUCUUUCUUUCUUCCUUCUUUUCUUUCAUUAAUGCUUUCAAUUUUUCUUCCUUCUUUUUUCUUAAAUGUUUCUUUUGUGAUUUCUUUCUUUCUUCCUUCCUUUCAUUCAUUCUUUCUUUUAUUCUUUCGAUCUUUCUUUCUUUUUUUUCAUUUUAUCUUCCUUCCUUUCUUUACUUAUUUUCCACAUUCAUUCUUUCUUUUUUAUUCUUUCUUUCUUUCUUUCUUUCUUUCUUUCCCAUUCUCCACUCUUUAUAUCUAAUUUUUCUUUCUCCGUUUUCAUUCACAAGUUGUUUUUUUUUUAUAUUCCAUCUUGCUUUUUUUUUUUUCCAUAUUCUCAUCAUAUUUUCUUUAUUCUUAAUUUCUUCCGACCUGUCACUCUUCCUUCUUCAAUUCCGUUCUGCCACUUUUCCCUUUUUUCCUACGAUCUUCCUUUCUUCAAUUCGGUUUACCACUUCCACCUCCUUUCUUCCGAAAUUCCUCUCUUUCUCCCUACCAUCCGAAGUUAUUCCAAUAAUUCCGUUCCGCCUCUUUUCCACCUUUUUUUACGACAUUCCAAGUUUUAUUCCUUUAUUCUUACUGUCAUUCCUUUCAUCCUUUCUUAUUACUUUUGAUGCUUUCCUCCAUCUGUCAGACAUUUUUUCUUUCGUUCUUUUCUUUCUUUUUACGGCUUUUUUUUCUCUUUCUUCCUUUAAAACCGUUCCACUACUUUACCUAUGUACGGCUUUCCUACUUUUCAACAAUAUCGCCUCUUUAAGUUUCUUUCACUCAGCGUUACUUCUUUUCAUCAACACAGUUCUACCCCCUUUCCUUCCUUCCUUCAAUACCGUUCGAGACUUUACCGUUCUUUCUUACGGCAUGCUUCCUUUCAUCAAUUCAAUUCUGACACUUUUCCUUCCUUCCUUCAAUACCUCUCGGCCCCUUUACCUUUCUUUCGCUCGACCUUACUUUCUUUCAUCAAUACCGUUCUGUCUUCUUUCCUUCUUUCUUUCAUUACUUCCUUCCUUCCUUCAUCCAUUCUUUCGGCCCCUUUAA
This is a messenger RNA of Acanthosepion pharaonis, 4218 nucleotides long. The record is from the annotation of a GenBank genome assembly. Lineage: Eukaryota; Metazoa; Mollusca; Cephalopoda; Sepiida; Sepiidae.